Molecule: messenger RNA, 1669 nt
Organism: Frieseomelitta varia
Lineage: Eukaryota; Metazoa; Arthropoda; Insecta; Hymenoptera; Apidae
Gene: mRpL44
Product: 39S ribosomal protein L44, mitochondrial
Exons: 6
Coding region: 207-1148 (313 amino acids)
Biological process (GO): primary miRNA processing; regulation of gene expression; rRNA processing
Cellular component (GO): nucleus
Molecular function (GO): ribonuclease III activity; double-stranded RNA binding
Source: RefSeq, a predicted model, not a curated record
UUGGAUUUUGAUUCUUUAUAAACUAGAAUCACGGUUUGAGAUACAUGUAAUCAUCGUCUGAUAUUGUUAUAAUUAUUAUAAUUAUAUUGUAAACGAUAGUAAAUUAAAUGAAAUUAUGUUAUAAUGUAUUAAUUAAUCUGUUAAUAGAAACAAUUCCUAUUUAAAUUGGAAAUAUUUUGAAAAUAAAUUCAUUCAUACUUGCAAACAUGAAUGGAUUACAAUUAUAUUUGCAAAGUCUUCUUAAUAUAAAGCAUGUAAAUUAUGGAGGUUACAGAUAUAUUAAGCGAUGGGUCUCUCCAACUCAAAAAGAAAUAACCCGAAGAAAGAGGAGGUUGCCAGCUCAACCAGAAUCCAAACGUAGUAAUUUCAUUGAAUGGAAUAGAAAUUCAGAAAUAUAUGCGUUUAAUACACGACUGUCAGAAAAAUUUGACACAGAGAAGUUGAAUCAAGCAUUUACACAUAAAUCAUAUAUUCUUGAUGAAUUAAAAAAGCAGCAAGAAAUGGGUAUAGAAGAACCUAAAUUUGAUAUAUCACAUAAUGAAGAAUAUAUUGAGAAAGGAAGAGAAAUAACUUCAGAAAUUGUAAAGAAAUAUUUAAAGAAAAGUUUACCACGUCUUCCUGAAGUUGGUAUUACGGCACUUCAUGAUUAUCUUAUGUCUGAACAAAUGUUAGCUACAGCAUCUUCACACAUUGGGACAAAAGACAUUAUUUUAACCAGUGAGCAUCCUGUAUCCCAACAAACAUUGGCACAAACAUUUGUAGCACUUGUAGGAGCACUUGCUGAAAGCGUUAAUGUUGAUCACGCAAGUGCUUUUGUCCGAGAUUUUUUAAUAGUUGGACUAGCAAACAAAGACCUAACUGAAAUAUGGUGUCCAACUAAACCAUUCGAGUUGUUAAAUGAUGUGAUUUCUGCAGAAAGAAAAAUAUCUAUAGAAGCAAGGCUUAUUGGACAAGCUGGAAAGAACACAAUUUUAUCAGUCUAUCAUGUUGGAAUUUAUGCAAACAAAGAAUAUUUGGGUUCAGGUUUUGGUGAAACUAUUGCAGAGGCAAAGGAUGUAGCAGCUAUUAAUAUAUUGGCUCAAAUAUAUGGAUUGCACCAUACAAGUCAACCACUACGAUUUAAUGAAGAACUAAAUGUAUCUGCCUGAAAACAGACUAUUAUCUAAAUUUAUGUACUGAAUUUGUGAAAUGUCAAAUGAUAACAAUUAUAGGUGUAUAUAUGUACAUAUAAAAUAUAAUUAUCAUUUGUCUUGUAAUGAUAUUGCCUUAUUGAAAUAAUAUUACAAAAAUAGAAUACUAAAUAAUUCACUCAAAUAAAUUGAAAGAAAUAUUAAGCAAGAAAAAAAAGGGGAAUAAAUACAGAUAGUUUCAACGGAUUACAACUUUUAAAAGUGAAAAGUAUCAAUAUGAAACUUAAUAAAAUUAUUAAAAAAGGACAUUUUGUGAACAUACUAUGUAUCUAUAUGUAUACGUAGUUAGAACAUUACGAAAAACUGCAUAACGGUAUUAGCAACGUUCGUGUUAUGUGACAGAAAAUUUUACAACAAAAUAGUUAAUAUCAUGUCAUACUUAUUGUAUAAUUUUUAUUAAUCGUCUUUUGAUAAUAUUAUCAACAAUACAUUAUGUAUUGACAUGAUAAACUUUUUAAGAAUAAAUUAUUGUGUUUUUA